UUGAGAGAAUUUGAUUCAAAAAGAAUAAAGUCUAACUUGUCAAGAGAGAGAGAGAGAGAUUUACAUAAAAUAAAAGGAGAGAGAAUCUGGUGGGCUUUGAGCUGUGAUUUAGCUGUCUCUUGAUGUAUUACUUCUCACACACAUAUCUCCAAAAUCCCUAGAAAAAACCCCUCACUCACAUUCCUCUUCUCCUCACCUUCUUUCUCUCUCCUCUCCUCUCAAAUCCAAACCCUUUCCUCUCCCCCACGUUUUGCCUCAGAUCUCAAGGCCAGCAUUUGUUUUGCAGUCUCAGCUUCGGAAUUAGGAAUACCAAGAGCUUAAGAAAACAAAAAAGUGGCAUUUUGUAAAUCAGAUGUCUCAUGUGAGAUGAAGAAGAAGACUCAUUUCAAUCUUCACUCUUCUUUUCAUUUCUCACUUCUCAUUGCCUUCUUUCUCAGCACACUAGUGUGUUGUUGCUCUGCUGACCAGCUGCCCAUUACAACCCAUGGAGGCCUCACUGAUGCAGAAGCGCAGUACAUCAAACACCGCCAGCUCCUCUACUACAGGGACGAGUUUGGUGACAGAGGGGAGAGAGUCACUGUAGACCCUUCUCUUGUUUUUGAAAACUCGAGAAUAAAAAAUGCUUAUAUAGCAUUACAAGCUUGGAAAGAAGCUAUUCUCUCUGAUCCUUUCAAUUUAACUGCAGAUUGGGUUGGAUCUGAUGUCUGCAACUACACUGUAGUUUACUGUGCCCGUGCCCCUGAUAAUAAGACCAUCCGAACUGUUGCCGGCAUUGAUCUUAACCAUGGUGAUAUCGCUGGGUAUUUGCCUGAAGAGUUAGGUCUUCUUUCUGAUCUUGCAUUGUUUCACAUCAACUCCAAUAGGUUUUGCGGUACUGUUCCUCACAAGUUUCAAAACCUCAAAUUACUGUAUGAGCUGGAUCUUAGCAACAACAGGUUUGCCGGUAAGUUCCCAAAUGUAGUUCUCAAGCUGCCUCAACUCAAGUUCCUGGAUCUCAGAUUCAACGAAUUUGAAGGCACUGUACCUAAGGAGCUUUUUGACAAAGAUUUAGAUGCUAUCUUUAUCAACAGCAAUCGUUUCAGAUUUGAAAUCCCGGACAAUUUCGGAAACUCCCCAGUUUCAGUAAUCGUCCUGGCCAACAACAAAUUCCACGGCUGUGUGCCUUCAAGUCUUGGUAACAUGUCGAGACUGAAUGAAAUUAUUCUCAUGAAUAAUGGGUUAAGGUCUUGUUUGCCACAGGAGAUAGGGAUGCUCAAGAAUUUGACGGUUUUUGAUGUGAGUUAUAAUGAGCUUAUGGGUCCUUUGCCAAACACAAUUGGAGGAAUGUUGAGUCUUGAGCAACUCAAUGUGGCUCACAAUAUGCUUUCUGGAAGCAUUCCAAAAAGCAUUUGUCAGUUGCCAAAUUUGCAGAACUUUACCUUCUCUUACAAUUUCUUCACUGGAGAACCGCCGGUUUGCUUGAGUUUACAGUCGUUUGAUGAUAGAAGGAAUUGCUUACCGUCUAGGCCGGUACAGAGGUCGGCAGCGCAAUGUAAGUCGUUCUUGUCUAAACGUGUGGAUUGUUCUUCGUUUAGAUGUAAACCUUUUGUUCCUUCUUUGCCACCUCCACCUCCCCCUUCACCACCAAUGCCGGUUCCUUCUCCUCCUGUUGUGGUUCCCUCACCUCCACCCCCAGUUUCCUCUCCACCACCACCACCACCACCACCACCUUCUUCACCUCCUCCCCCAGUUUACUCACCACCACCUCCACCUCUUUCGCCCCCACCACCAGUUUACUCUCCCCCACCGCCGCCUCCUUCACCUCCUCCACCACCCCCGCCAGUUUAUUCACCACCGCCUCCUCCUUCACCUCCACCACCAGUUUACUCACCGCCACCACCACCUCCUCCACCAGUUUACUCAUCACCUCCUCCUCCGCCACCAUCACCAUUGCCCCCAUGUGUCCGUUCACCACCACCGCCUCCACCAAAUUCACCUCCACCUCCAUUAUUCUCUCCACCACCACCAACCCCUUAUAUUUAUAGCUCACCACCUCCGCCACAACACUCACCUCCUCCACCACCACACUCACCUCCACCACCACCACAUUCACCACCACCUCCUGUUUAUCCAUACUUAUCACCUCCACCUCCUCCACCUCCUCCACCAGUCCAUUCACCGCCACCACCAUCUCCACCACCUUGUAUAGAACCACCUCCACCUCCACCACCCCCAUGUGCUGAAUAUUCACCACCGCCGCCGCCACCAUCGCCAACGCCGCCACCACCAAUUCAUUACAAGCCACCACCAUCACCAUCUCCACCACCACCACCUGUAGUCUAUGCUUCACCACCUCCACCAGUUCACUACAGUUCACCACCACCACCGCCAGUUCACUACAGUUCACCUCCACCACCGGUUCAUUACAGCUCACCUCCCCCACCAGUUCAUCACCAUUCACCACCACCACCACAUUACAGUUCACCUCCACCACCAGUUCAUUACAAUUCACCACCACCACCAUCGCCGCCACCGCCAGUUCCAUGUGAAAACCCACCACCAUCUCCAUCACCGCCACCUCCUACCCCAGUAUAUGAAGGGCCAUUGCCGCCAGUGAUUGGAGUCUCUUACGCUUCGCCUCCGCCACCACCCUUCUAUUGAUUCUUUUGAGAAUUUUCGUCCUCUAACCUUUCAUCAACUACACAAACAUUAGUUACGGAGUACGGCUUUAUUAUCCUCUUCUGGUUGGGCAAUUCUCGUCGCUCUGUGGAGGAAGAAAAAUAAAGAGAUUGAAAUUGGAGAUUAAAAAUAGUUUUGUGCAGUUAUUGGAAUUGAGUGAUCCCGAAGAGGUGAAAAAGAAAAGAAUAGAGAGAGGUAAGAGGAGAAAGUCUCUCCAUAUUUAUUUGAAUUGUUAUGAAUAUUUGAGUUGUGAAAUAAAAAUGGCAGAGAAAGAGUUUUAGGUUCCAGAGAAAGUGUAUGUAUAGGGAUGAAUUGGUGACCAUUAUCAUCACAGCUUACAGAUUGCUUUGCUGGUGUUCGUGAUGGCUUUGGUUUGUGGGUUUUUUAUUGUUAUUAUCUCUUCUUCUUCUUCUUUUUAACUAUCAUACUUUUGCUUUCUUUUCCAUUUUAUAGUAUAAUCAUGAACAUUUUACUUGUAUUUGAUUUCAGAAUUCUUCUCAUUCCUUAUAUUCUCAGUUUUUCUUUCUUACUUGUGAAUCCAUAUUUGUAUAUUGAUUAUUAUGGUGUCAAUUCAGAUAAUGGAUCUCUGUAUAAUUAA
Pistacia vera is the source of this 3256-nucleotide messenger RNA. RefSeq names its product leucine-rich repeat extensin-like protein 3. Gene Ontology annotation, molecular function: protein binding. The record is from RefSeq and is a predicted model, not a curated record. NCBI's taxonomy places the organism in Eukaryota, Viridiplantae, Streptophyta, Magnoliopsida, Sapindales, Anacardiaceae. The transcript has a single exon. Bases 367 to 2640 code for a protein of 757 amino acids.